Cimex lectularius (bed bug) is the source of this 1553-nucleotide messenger RNA. RefSeq names its product protein Red-like. Gene Ontology annotation, biological process: mRNA splicing, via spliceosome. Gene Ontology annotation, cellular component: nucleus. The transcript has 5 exons. Lineage: Eukaryota; Metazoa; Arthropoda; Insecta; Hemiptera; Cimicidae. The coding region runs from base 173 to 1498 and encodes 441 amino acids. The record is from RefSeq and is a predicted model, not a curated record.
AAAAUAUUCAGCUGUUCUUAAUAUGUUCGUUUAUUAAAAUAAGAGUAAACCAGGGUUUCUAGUUGUAUUGUUCUUUGAAAACCGCCGUCCAAACACCUGUUCUUAUAACGUCUUGAGCUGCUGGAAGGCUCGUCAGAUUGGGUAAAAACGGACGUUUAAUUUUUUUCUACCGAUGGCGACCUGUGCUGCUGACAAGAGGCCGGGCCUGUUGUCCAACGACGACUUCCGCCAGUUGCUGUACACCCCAAGGACAUCGUCGGGCUUUACGGACGCGGCCGGUCCCGCAGAACUUCCUUCGGCGAAACCUGCUGAAAAGAGGCAACAGAAGGUCACGGAGAAAAAAGCGAAGAAAAGGCGCUAUACGGAGGCCAUGCGGAGAGAAGACGUUCUCUCACAGCUUCAAAAGAAAUACAGGGACAGGGCUCAGGAGAGGAGGGACGGGCAAAACCCUGAUUAUGUUAUAAGCGAAGACAGAGAACUGCAAACGGUAUCAGCAGGGGCGUAUCACGCAGUCGCGCCGGACGCAGGAUACAAUAGGAGGCAGGCCCUAAGGAGAAAACAGCUAAUUCAGGAGUCCAAAUAUUUAGGAGGCGACAUGGCCCAUACUCAUCUUGUGAAAGGCCUUGAUUAUGCGCUGCUCAACAAAGUAAGAAAGGAAAUCGAAGUAAGGAACAAAGAAAGAGGAGCGAAAGAAGAAAAAGAAGAACAAGAGGCAGAGGCAAAAGAGCAAAUAGCCGUAACGAAGAUAGGCAAGGCGGUGAUGGAUGUCGUCUUUUCGAGGCGAGCUCUAGAAAAGAAUCCGUUGUUCGCUCCUGGAAAAAUGUCGUACGUCGUCCAUCUAGAAGGGGACGAAGCCGAACACGAGAUCCCGACCAUUGUUAUUAGAAGUAACAGGGACAUCGAUCCUGAAUCUCACAUUAAGUCCUUGACGACGACUGACGCAGUCAUCGAAAAGCUCAAGACCGUGCUGGCUCAUGUUAAAAACGGGGUAAAAAUCAGAAGGUCGAAGAAGAUUAGCAAUGAAGACCCUUACAACGAAUAUCAGGAAGAAAAACCUCAGAAACAAGAGGUUAAGAAGACGAGUAAAAGCCCUACUGCCGAGUCAUCUUCACUCUACAAGAAAACCCUCAAGACUAAAGAAAGACUGCUCCAGAGGUUGAGUUCCGAGCCUACGAGUUAUGCAGAAUGCUACCCUGGACAAGUUGAGUCUGUAGAAGCGACGUACGACUCGGACGAAGCGGCUGAUUAUUCCAUGAUGGAUAGAGCGAGGAAGAGCGCGGUCGGACGGUGGGAUUUCGACCACGAGGAAGAUUACUCGGAGUAUAUGACCAGGAGGGAAGCCUUGCCGAAAGCCGCCUUCCAGUACGGACUGAAAAAGUCUGGAGGAAGGAGGACGAGGAAAGGUAACCCGGAGAAAGCAGCCUUGGACCGACUCUGGGGAGAGAUCAAGACUAAAAUGCAGCAGAUGAAAUCUGGAAUAAUAGAACCGAUCACCUAAUACCUUAUAAUGUAUUUUUACGUGAAACUAUUCAAUACAGUAAUAUUACAUUUUA